GGCUAAUGCCGAAAGAAGGACCUCUCAGGAACAUAAUAAUAUAGGAGAUAAAAGAUCUACAAAUGUCUUCUAUCAAUGUUCGCGUCACCACCAUGGACGCUGAGCUGGAGUUCGCCAUCCUGCCCAGCACCACUGGCAAACAACUCUUCGACCAGAUAGUGAAGACCAUUGGGCUGAGAGAGACCUGGUUCUUUGGCCUACAGUACCUGGACAGCAAAGGCUUCUCUACCUGGCUCAGACUCAACAAGAGGGUGACAGCUCAGGAUGUACACAGGGAGAACCCUCUGUUGAUAAAGUUCAGGGCCAAGUUCUACCCCGAAGACGUAGCUGAGGAACUGAUCCAAGAGGCCACGCAACGACUUUUCUUCCUGCAGGUGAAGGAGGGCAUCCUGAAUGAUGAUAUCUACUGUCCUCCUGAGACAGCUGUGCUGUUGGCUUCCUACUCUGUUCAGACCAAACAUGGAGACUACAAGAAGGACUACCACUUCCCUGGUUAUCUCAGCAGGGACAAGCUGCUUCCCCAGAGGGUUCUGGAGCAGCACAAACUGAACAAGGAGCAGUGGGAGAAUAGGAUAAAGGUGUGGCAUGAGGAGCACAAGGGAGUGCUGAGGGAGGAUGCCAUGGUGGAGUAUCUGAAGAUAGCUCAGGAUCUAGAGAUGUAUGGAGUAAACUACUUCAGCAUCAAGAACAAGAAAGGUUCAGAGCUGUGGCUGGGGGUAGACGCUCUGGGCCUCAGCAUAUACCAGAAAACUGACAAGAUGACCCCUAAGAUCGGCUUCCCAUGGAGUGAGAUCAGAAACAUUUCCUUCAACGACAAGAAGUUUGUUAUAAAGCCCAUAGACAAGAAAGCCCCGGAUUUUGUGUUCUACGCCCCUCGUCUGCGGAUCAACAAGCGUAUCCUGGCGCUGUGCAUGGGGAACCACGACCUGUACAUGAGGAGGAGGAAGCCGGACACCAUCGAGGUCCAGCAGAUGAAGGCCCAGGCCCGCGAGGAGAAGACUAAGAGACAGAUGGAGAAAGCUCUGCUGGAGAGCGAGAAGAAGAAGAGAGAGAAUGCGGAGAAGGAGACAGAGAAGAUCGCCAGAGAAACCAUGGAGCUGAUAGGCAGACUCAAACAGAUCGAGGAAGAGACCAAGAAAGCUCAGGAAGAUCUGGAGGAGCAGACUUGCAGGGCCCUGGAGCUGGAGAAGGAGAGGACGUUUGCCCAGGAUGAGGCAGAGCGUCUGGAGAAGGAGAGGACGUUUGCCCAGGAUGAGGCAGAGCGUCUGGAGAAGGAGAGGACGUUUGCCCAGGAUGAGGCAGAGCGUCUGGAGAAGGAGCGCAGGGCAGCGGAAGAGGCCAAGGCAGCCCUCCUACAGCAGUCAGACAGCCAGGCCACUGAGCUGGCUGAGCUUACCUCUAAGAUCUCCCUUCUGGAGGACGAGAAGAAGAAGGAGGAGGACGAUACAAAGAGAUGGCAGAAAAGGGACUCUGUGCAGGGGGACAAUGACGAGACCGACGAGAGCAGCGCCGAGGCCAGCGCUGAGCUGACAUCACCAGGCAUGGUCAGAGACCGCAGCGAGGAGGAACGCAUGACGGAGGCUCAGAAGAACGAACGGCUACAGAAACACCUCAAGGCCCUGAGUACUGAGUUGGCCAGCGCUCGAGACGACAGUAAGAAUACUCCCAACGACCUGAUCCACGCGGAGAACGUGAAGGCCGGCCGGGACAAGUACAGGACCCUCCAUCAGAUACGACAGGGCAACACCAAGCAACGCAUCGACGAGUUUGAGUCCAUGUGAGGGAUAGAGAAUGAGAAUGAGAGAGAGAGAGACACACACAGACAGACAGACAGAUAGACAGACAGACAGACAGACAGACAGACAGACAGACAGACGUCUGUACUGAAUCUGUAUUUAAAUGGAAGUCAUAUAGCCAGGUACAGUGUAAUUACUAAGUCAACAUUGCUUGGUUGACUUUGUAAGCACCCACUGCCUCUCCCCAAUAGUGUGUUGUCUCCCGUGACUAAAGAGUUCCAUCUUCAUGGGAUUUGUAGUUCGGUAAAGUAACAUUCUGUGGACUACAGACUGUAGGCUACUAGUACGUCAAUCAAAGUGAGUGAUGAUAUUAUUCAUAUAUCAUAAUGUAUGCUGCUUUUGCUCAUGGUUUUUGAAGUCUUGAAAUGCAUCUAUGCAAAAUAAUCAUUAGCUGAUAUACUAUUAAAAAAACAUACAGUGGGGAAAAAAUUGUGCAA
Molecule: messenger RNA, 2233 nt
Organism: Coregonus clupeaformis (lake whitefish)
Lineage: Eukaryota; Metazoa; Chordata; Actinopteri; Salmoniformes; Salmonidae
Product: moesin-like
Exons: 14
Coding region: 63-1781 (572 amino acids)
Biological process (GO): regulation of cell shape; regulation of organelle assembly; positive regulation of early endosome to late endosome transport
Cellular component (GO): microvillus; apical part of cell; filopodium
Molecular function (GO): actin binding; cell adhesion molecule binding
Source: RefSeq, a predicted model, not a curated record